AUGGUCACAGAUACGCAACCUAUCUCCACGAAGAUUUGCGCGAUUGGCGUCUUCCGUUUUCAUGCGAAUCAUCGCUUGAAGACGGCCUAUUGGAAGAUGGGAAGCUGGAGAUAUUCCAACUACUCACAGGCCAGACUCUUGGUGAGGCUCCCGCGCAUGGCGGCCACACCGUUGGAGGUGCAUUUCAACUUGGACCAUAGCGCCUUUCUGCUGACCUACGCGGGCCACGCCGCGGCGCAAUGGUUCGGCCUCUCGGUGAACUAUGUGCAUAGGCCCUUCCACGUCGCAAGCCACCUUUAUAAACGACAUCUGGCGGAACAUUUCUGUGGCAUGGGUGCGAAUAUGACCGCUGUGGAACUUGGGGUCUAUCAUGGAUAUACCACCUCCCUACUCGCCAACAUGUUCAAGAAGGUGAUCGCAGUGGAUGUGAACAAAGGGAAUAUUGAGACCGCAGCCAAGACUUUGGGUGAACUGGAACAGGAAAACGUGGUGUUUCUGCUGAUGGAUUUGAUGGCGGAUGGUUGGAGCAAAUUCGCCAGCAACGAUGUAAAGGUGGUGGUCAUUGAUGCAGAUCACACCUAUGCUGGGGUCAAACGUGAUGCUGGCAAUGCUUUACGCUACCUGCCAGAGGUGCAGUGGCUGGUCUUUCACGACAUUUGGAUGGACCCCGUCGCACUUGCAGUUCAUGAAUUCGAGCAGCAGGGUCUCCUAAAAUGCUUCUUUUCCUUCAAGGCCCCAAGACCAAAAGGUCUUGCACUCUUUCCAACGCUUUACAAUUUCCGUGCCUUGCUCGUUGCAGGUGACAUGGCGCACAAGCAGAUGGCAUGUGGCUUCCUUUCAAUGGAUUUCUCCGCAAUUUUGUGGUUGCUCCUUUGCUUUGAACUGCUCCGCACCGCUGUUGGCUUGGGAUUUGAUGGCUCCCCCUAUGCAUAUCGAGUGGUGGACGAGCAUCUUCCUGGUGGCGUGACACUCAUCCGACAGAAACUGGAGGGCAAGAUCUGUAGACGAUUGUUGGGCGCAAAGAUGGUUCAGCCCAACUUUAUCGAUCAACAGUUUAUGCUUUACAGGCGCUGGGGCAGUGAUGAAAG
Molecule: messenger RNA, 1088 nt
Organism: Cladocopium goreaui
Lineage: Eukaryota; Dinophyceae; Suessiales; Symbiodiniaceae
Source: the annotation of a GenBank genome assembly